AUGUCUACCGCUCAGUAUGCCACAGACCAACCAGCGGGCUUCAAGAAUCGUAUCGAGAAGGUCGCUAUUGUGGGGGCCGGCGGCACUAUUGGCAGCUUCUUCACCAAAGAGCUCCUUAAGACAGGAAAGCAUACUGUCACUGCCUUGACGCGCACUGGCAGCAAGAGCACACUGCCAGAGGGCGUCAAGGUCGCCAACAUCGACUACGAUAAUCACGAGUCUAUUGUGACUGCUCUGCGUGGAAAUGACUUCCUCAUCGUCACACUAAGCGUGCGAGCCGCUCCAGAGGUGUCUGGCAAGCUUUUUGCAGCGGCUGAGGCUGCCGGUGUUGAAUACGUUAUGCCCAAUGCCUACGGGCCAAACCCGCACAACACGCUUAUGUAUGAAGAUAUGGGAUUUGGCAGCGUGUUCCGCACCGCCUGCGCUGAGAUAGCCAAGAGGAACCUCAUUCCCGUCAUAUUAUCCUGCGGUUUCUGGUAUGAGUUUAGCCUGACAGGCGGCACGUCGCGUUUUGGUUUCGAUCUGGCCAACCGCAAGGCCGUGUUCUUCGAUAACGGCGAUGUCAAGACGUACACGAGCACGUGGCCCCAGUGCGGCCGCGCUGCUGCAGCUCUGUUGAGCCUGCCAAUCCUGCCAAAGGACGCGGCCGACAAGUCACCCACCCUGUCGACAUACGCAGGGACAAACAAGUCGGCGUAUAUUUCGUCGUUUCACGUCAGCCAGAAGGACAUGUACGAGUCCGUCAAGCGCGUCAGCGGAACUACGGAUGCAGAUUGGACGGUCUCGCACGAGCCGACCAAAGAGCGGCACGCCAAUGCUGCAAAGGCGCUCCAGUCGGGCGGCGGAGUCAAAUUGGACGGCGUGUCUGAGCUCACUGCCCAAGAAGCAUUUGCUACCCUGAUGUACACCCGCGUCUUCUUCCCUGGUGGCGACGGCCUCAAGGAUGUCGAUAUCGCCAACAAGGCAUUAGGCCUGCCCCUGGAGGAUAUUGAUAUUGCGACCAAAGAAGCAUUCCGCAUGGUUAGAGACGGCGACCUGGACACGUAUAGCCAAUGA
Messenger RNA from Grosmannia clavigera kw1407, 1056 nucleotides. RefSeq names its product isoflavone reductase family protein. The coding region runs from base 1 to 1056 and encodes 351 amino acids. The record is from RefSeq and is a predicted model, not a curated record. Lineage: Eukaryota; Fungi; Ascomycota; Sordariomycetes; Ophiostomatales; Ophiostomataceae. The transcript has 2 exons.